Naumovozyma castellii is the source of this 786-nucleotide messenger RNA. RefSeq names its product 40S ribosomal protein eS4 (gene RPS4B). Bases 1 to 786 code for a protein of 261 amino acids. The record is from RefSeq and is a predicted model, not a curated record. Lineage: Eukaryota; Fungi; Ascomycota; Saccharomycetes; Saccharomycetales; Saccharomycetaceae. The transcript is spliced from 2 exons.
AUGGCUAGAGGACCAAAGAAGCAUCUAAAGAGAUUAGCAGCUCCACACCACUGGUUGUUGGACAAAUUAUCUGGUUGUUACGCUCCAAGACCAUCUGCUGGUCCACACAAGUUGCGUGAAUCUUUACCAUUGAUCGUUUUCUUAAGAAACAGAUUAAAGUAUGCUUUGAACGGUCGUGAAGUCAAGGCUAUCUUGAUGCAACGUCACGUCAAGGUUGAUGGUAAGGUCAGAACCGACACCACCUACCCAACUGGUUUCAUGGAUGUCAUCACCUUAGAUGCCACCAAUGAAAACUUCAGAUUGGUCUACGAUGUUAAGGGUAGAUUCGCUGUCCACCGUAUCACCGAUGAAGAAGCUUCUUACAAGUUGGCUAAGGUCAAGAAGGUUCAAUUAGGUAAGAAGGGUGUUCCAUACGUUGUUACCCACGACGGUAGAACCAUCAGAUACCCAGAUCCAAACAUCAAGGUCAAUGACACCGUCAAGGUCGAUUUGGCUUCUGGUAAGAUCACUGACUACAUCAAGUUCGAUGCUGGUAAGCUAGUUUACGUUACCGGUGGUCGUAACUUGGGUAGAAUUGGUACCAUUGUUCACAAGGAAAGACACGAUGGUGGUUUCGACUUAGUUCACAUCAAGGAUUCUUUGGACAACACUUUCGUCACUAGAUUAAACAAUGUCUUCAUCAUUGGUGAACCAGGUAAGCCAUACAUUUCCUUGCCAAAGGGUAAGGGUAUUAAGUUGACCAUCGCUGAAGAACGUGACAGAAGAAGAGCUCAACAAGGUUUAUAA